Messenger RNA from Exaiptasia diaphana, 2115 nucleotides. RefSeq lists its product as uncharacterized. Lineage: Eukaryota; Metazoa; Cnidaria; Anthozoa; Actiniaria; Aiptasiidae. Gene Ontology annotation, molecular function: oligosaccharide binding; extracellular matrix structural constituent. The transcript has 4 exons. The coding region runs from base 765 to 1919 and encodes 384 amino acids. The record is from RefSeq and is a predicted model, not a curated record.
GUGAAAGUUUUCUUAUCAAACAUUGUCGCUGUGUUAAGUGACAUGUGUCUACAUGAAGACUGAAAACUUACAUCUUCACGUUUUGAACAAAUCGCUAUGAAUCAUCGAUAUUUUGUCAAAAGCCGAGCUUUAUACCGGACUUAUUCGGCUAGUUUACGAAGAAGGAACUUGAUAUAAAUCAUAACUUAGUCCAUAGAAUCAUUGAUGAUGCUCCAUCGCUGCCAAAAGAUUUCUUCCAGUCCUCUUCGUUCUAUGGGCUGGGUCGUGUGUGGGACUGAGACCGAUGAAUGCGACACAUUCAAUUAUAAUACAAAAUUAUCAAAAGUUACUUAAUGUUCACAGUGAUCUAAAUUAUUAUUCUUAUGGAAUUCUGUGGUUGCUAAUUGUUCUUAUUUUCUAAUUUACGGAAUUAAGUAUAUUGACUUAAUUGGCGUUUUUUUCCGACGCCCAAACCCUUCCCUUUGAAAGAUCCUGUAUCAAACCCCGCGACUAGCAAAAGUUAGCUGUAUGGAAAUGAAGACACUGUGUAAACUUAAGUCUGUCACUACUAGCCAGGUGUAAAGUGCUAAUCUUCAAAAUGAAACUCCAAAUUUUAUGUCAAUAUUGAAGCAAUAUUGGUAUAAUCAGCGGUAGCUAUACUACUUAGUCCUCUUCACAGUUAUCUUUCAUCGGAGGUGAAAUGUAAAUACUGCUGGUACUUUCUGACCAAAUGUGUACAUACCGUACGUCAACAUUGACAAUCUAUUAUCACACGGUGCUUCCACAUGAUUGGCUGUAGUUUAAAGCAGAUGAACGGAUCGUCGCGCUCACAUUUGAAGGCCACACAGAACUGGCUUCAUCAUCCAUACUCAAGAAUGAACUACCCUCCUUUUACAAUAAUAUCGGCGAGAGAGAUAACUACAAUGCAAUUACCUAAUGUAAUAUUGCUAGUGGUACUAACUAUGAUAACCGCAUCCCAGGAUUGCAUGAAGCUGUAUUCGAAUCAAGGCUACAAGCUAACCAAUCAUAGAUACAGACAGUCAAGUGGUUUAGAUAUGAUGACUUGCUUUAUGUCAUGCAAACGAGAGACCAGUUGCCAAAGUGUCAACUACCAAAUGGAAGAUUCUUUAUGUGAAAUGAACAACAGAACCAGAGAAUCGAAACCUAAGCACUUCAUGAGAGCGCAGCUUUGGUUAUACUUUGAUAACCCCUAUAAAACAUUGAUUGGUUCGAGUAUGUCGCUCCCUGGUAAAUCCUGUAAGGACAUACGAAAUAGUUCACCUGAGCUACAGCUAGCCAAUAAAGAGUACUGGAUAGAUCCGGGUAAUAGCAUGCAGCCAUUUACCGUAUAUUGUGACAUGAACACAGAUGGAGGUGGGUGGACCCUUAUUGCGAGCACUGUAGUCAACGUAGAUAAUGAUACAAUUGGGGACAUGCUGAGAACGUCUAACUACCGAUCAAUAUCAAACUACAGUAUUAAUUCACUGCGAAUUGACGUCCCGGCCAUACGAGAGCUGCGUGAUACAAUGGGUUUUACUCAGUUAAGAUAUCACUGUUUUAAAAAGUCUGUAAAGAGGACAUUCCAUGUCAUUACAAAGAAAAACGACUACGGAGAAAAAGUUCUUAAAUAUUUUACGCAAGAUGGUGAAAAGCAAACGUCUUCGUGUAACUCGUAUUUUCGUGGUCCAGGUGAUAACUCUUUUCUGGCAUCUAACUGCAAUAGGUGGGGCCAUCAUGGAAACAGCAGUGCAUUAGGAAAAUGGGGCUUUUAUAAGCACAAUGGUACUUACCGUAUUUAUAAUGAACCAGCAUAUUGGAAUGGAGAUGGCUCAAACAAGUACUUUAUCAACUUUAUUCCAGGAAGGCUAUGUUGUGACGAAGACAAGAAUGACUGCAAUUAUCUGAGCGUCGGUGACUUUUGGAAAUUGUAUGUUAAAUAGAUCUGACCUUUCGCAAUGGUAAAUGAGAUCAACACGGUGAAUUUAAUUAUGAUUAUAUUAUUAUGAUGUAAUUUAUGAGUAUAGUACCUAGACAUCAUGACAGCUAUAAAGUUAUUUACGAGUUUUUCCCAUCAGCUACCUGUCUCCUGAAUAUAAUUUACAGAUCGUUAUCAUAAAGAUGCCAUAAGCAGUGCUA